Messenger RNA from Amphimedon queenslandica, 3336 nucleotides. RefSeq lists its product as uncharacterized. Gene Ontology annotation, biological process: homophilic cell-cell adhesion; synapse organization. Lineage: Eukaryota; Metazoa; Porifera; Demospongiae; Haplosclerida; Niphatidae. Gene Ontology annotation, molecular function: axon guidance receptor activity. Gene Ontology annotation, cellular component: plasma membrane; axon; neuronal cell body. The record is from RefSeq and is a predicted model, not a curated record. Bases 1 to 3336 code for a protein of 1111 amino acids. The transcript has 14 exons.
AUGGAAACUCCAGUAUUGAAACAAGUGUAUCAAUUGUGGAAACUUAAUGGAGCUAAUAUUAGUAAUUAUGCUCAUUACAAUAUCAAUACUACUAGUGGUACACUGACUAUACAAGAAGUGAGGAGCACUGAUACUGGAAACUAUACUUGUGGUUCAGGAAGCAUUUCUUUAAUAAUGAAAAUACCUGAUAUCAUUGUUACUGGUCAAUAUACUGACCUCACUGUUGGUCGUAGUGUCAGUAUUAACUGUACUACACUGCCCUCCAUCCCUAACAGUGAAGUAAAAUGGCAUUCAUCAUCAUUCAAUACUGAUAGCAAUGAACUGAUCAUUAAUCCAGUGAUGCUCUUUCAUAAUAACAACACAUUCACUUGUGUAGUAUCAUCAGAUUUACUGGCUAUGAGUUUGACAGAGUCUAUUACUAUUAGUGUAUUAGAUACCAGUGUCUCAUCUGUUACUGUCCAAUCAUUAUCAUCUUAUGUCAUUGGUGAUGAUGUAUCAAUAGUGUGUACUAUUAGUCUCACUAAUGCUAUUGGUCCUGAUGUUUCUUCACUUGUAGUGAACUGGUUUAAGAAUAAUAAAAUAAUUGUAACAGAUAAUAUCAGUAUUAAUGGUUCAUUAUCAACAUUUAAUAGUAUCCUGACAUUAACACAGGUUUCACCAACUGAUGCUGGAGUAUAUACUUAUCUUGUUCCCUUUAAUCAAGACAAUGAUAAAUACACAGACUUACCACUGGGAUAUAGUGCAACAAUACAGUGCAUGGAUCUCUCAUCACUCAACAGAAUUAUCAUAAGAUCCAUAAAUUGGACUGAUUCAGAGGGUGCUAUUGUCAGUAACAAUAAUACAUUAAUACUACCUAAUGUGGUACCAUCACUUAACAACACUGAAUAUACUUGUACUGUAGAAGUGGAUACCAACCCAGUGACUUGUUCACCAGACAACAAGAUGAUUACCAUUGAUACUAAAAUAAAAAUUGAUUGUUUCAUUCUUCUCAAUACUCCUGUUGGUCCUGGUAUGCAGCCCAGUGUCACUUGGUAUCAUGAUAUGAGUAUUAUUACACAAUAUAGUUCAUUAAUGAGAGAAUAUGACAUUGUCUUUACUUCAGUACUUACUAUUAAUUCAAUAAAAGUAUCUGAUGCUGGAGUAUAUCAUUGUAAUGCUGGGAUUGAUUCUAAUGUAACUACUGACAAUAUCAAUUUAUGUGUAACAGUUAAUGAGACACUACCAUCAGUAACAGAAGAACUAUCCCUUGGUCAGUAUUAUUCAAUUGAUUGUAUCACUGGAGCAGUACCUACUGGAGUAUCAGUAUCCUGGCUACUUACUAAUGGUUCUAUUUAUAGUAACAAUAAUACACUAAUGAUACCAUCAAUACUACCAUCACAUAAUAAUACACAAUAUACUUGUACAAUUAUAAUUGAGACUAAUCCUUCUGACUGUAGUACUCAAUCGCAGGUCAUUACUUUUAGAAUGAAAGUUACUUAUAUCAGUUCAGUGACUGUAUUACCCUCUUCAAUAGUCAGUUUUAUCAACUCUACAGUAGUAUUGACCUGUACUAUCAGUCUUAAUACUGGGAUAGGUCCUGAUACAUCAUUCAUGAAUCAUUACUGGUAUCAGUAUAGCACUGAUAUUAGUGAUAGGAGGACGCAACUGAUGAUUAAUGGUGACAGUAAGAGUCUAGUAACAACACUGAAUAUUACUAGUGUUCAAUUCUCUGAUGCUGGAGAAUAUCUGUGUGGAGCUAGCAUUGAUGGUAAUGACACUGUUAUAAGUAAUGAAUUGGAUCUUUGUGUUAAAGUUAAUGUCAUAAAUAUUUCUUUUGAUGCUGAUUUAAGACUAGGAGAUGUUAGAGAGUAUGAUUGUACAUUAGGUUACAAUUAUGAUGAUUCAGAAGUCGUGGUAGCAUGGCAAGAACAUACAUCUGGUAAAGCAUUUACAAAUCCUCUCAUAUUAACAGUGGAUCAGUCAAUCAACAAUACAGUGUAUAUUUGUAGUAUACUAAUUGGUAAAAAUCCAAAUAACUGUCCUUUUCAACAAAUAAAUGUAUCAGUUACAGUGAAAGAUACAUUUAUAAAGACAGUGGUGACUAACAUUGACACAUUAAUUUUAUCAAAUACUUUUCAACAGUUGGAGUGCCAUAUUGCUACUAACACUGAUAUUAACAGUAUAGUUAAUGUAUCCUGGUAUAGAGACAAUGGUAAUGAGAACAGACUAGUAUCAGACAGUGAAGGAGUAUCUAUACUACCCAUUGUGUCUGUUACUAAUACAUCAUUUAUUAGUACACUGAGGUUCAGUCCAAUAACAUCAUCAACUCCAGUAUCAACACUUGGUAAUUACACUUGUGUAGCAUGGAUAGGAGAACAAUCAGUUAGGAGUAUGACAUCAAAUAAUGUACAAGUUACGAUGAAAAUCGAUAAUUCUAGAGAUGCCGUUAGUAUGUCUCUAUUGAAUGAAUAUACAGCUGGAGACAGUUUUAAUGCAACUUGUAUGAUUACUGCUUAUCAAUUAUCACCUCCUAUUGCUACUAAGGGUACUGUUAACAUCACACACAACAAAAGGAUCAUUAGGUCAAGUGUAGUUGAUAUUGGUGCCACUGGUAGUCACAAACUAUCUUUAAACAUUCCCUUCACUAAUUUCAAAUUAUCAUAUACAGGAGAAUAUGUUUGUUCCUUUAUUCGUAGUAACAAUUUAUUUGUUGAACCAAGUGAUGUUAAAUCAGCUAUUACUGAAGUAAAUAUUAAAAUUCCAAUUCACAGUACAUCACUGAUUCUCAAUCCUAUACCAUCCUAUUAUGAAGUUGGUAAUAAAGUUACUCUCUCUUGUAAAGUUACUGAGCCUAACUCACCACUGGUUGAUAUUGAUACUGCUGUCAAUAUUAAAUGGAGUUCAAAUACAAUUGUUAACCAGCAAUAUUCUAUUUAUCCAUACAAAAAAUAUUUCAAUUAUACUCUCACUAAUAUAAAGCUAUCUGAUGCUGGAGAAUAUAGUUGUACAUAUUAUCUCAAUAGUACCACUAACAAUCCUUAUAUUAUACCAAGUGAUGUCAGAACAGGAGUCACUAUUGUAACAAUUAAAAUUCCUAAUGGUAAUAAUUAUCCAUCAAUUGCUCCGUUGUCUUCUUAUUAUAUUGUUGGUGACAGUAUUAGCCUCAUUUGCUCUGUCACUUAUCCACACUCUCCUCUUGUUGAUAUUGCUACUAAUGUGAACAUACAAUGGCUCAAUUCCUCUAAUCACACUCUACACUCAUAUACUGGUAUCAAUAAUAAUACUGAACACACUAUCAGCUACACUAUCAAUAAUGUGUCAUUAUCUGAUGCUGGACAAUAUACUUGCAAUUCCUAA